Molecule: messenger RNA, 1140 nt
Organism: Penicillium bovifimosum
Lineage: Eukaryota; Fungi; Ascomycota; Eurotiomycetes; Eurotiales; Aspergillaceae
Exons: 2
Coding region: 1-1140 (379 amino acids)
Source: RefSeq, a predicted model, not a curated record
AUGCGGUCUCCAUCCGUCUUACCGUUGCUGUUAACACUUGUCUUACUCCUCAACUACUCGCUACAUACCACGGCAACCCCGCUCGGAUUCGAAACCAACGCCCUCGAAAACCAACUUGAAAAGCGCUGCGAGAAUCCAUGUGGUUACAACGGUUGGCUUUGCUGUGAGUCUGGUCAAACAUGCAGUACCAACAGCGCCCAAGAAGCCGUCUGUGUGGAUGGAAGUGGUAGCGGUAGCGGUGGAGGCUAUCAAUAUUAUACCACUACCAUCGUGGUCACCAACACCGAUCUCAAGACCAUUACCUCUGUAUGGAGCAGCCAAAUUCCGGCGGCCACAGGCACAGGUACCUGCAGACUGGACCUUGGCGAGGUCAAGUGCGGCACAACUUGUUGUGAGGCAGCGCAGGAGUGCGUGGAGGGUCAAUGUGUUGCUGAAAGCUCUUCAGUCGCGGUGACUGCGACGGGAACAGAUGCAGAAGCCACGCCGCCCGUGCGAGGCACGAGCAACGGAGCAAGCACCGUCACAGAAACCUCGGCACCGACCACCACAGAAGGAUUCACAGCGCCUGUUGGAACGGACGGCGCAGACUUGAUUGGAGCCCACCCCGCACACGGUGGGGGAGGAUUGAGCGGCGGCGCUAUCGCAGGAAUUGUCAUUGGCAGUAUUGCCGGUGCGUUCUUGUUGUUCCUGCUUUGCGCCUGCAUGUGCUUCAAGGGCAUCCUGGACACUCUCCUUGCAGCACUCGGUAUCGGCGGAAAGCGCCGCAGAAAAGACACAACUUAUGUUGAAGAGCGCCAUUCCCAUCACUCGCACAGUCGGCCUCCACCUCCGGCCCCAGCACGGCGCACGUGGUUCGGAGCCAAGCCAACAGGGGGAGACAGCGAGGUCAGCGAAAAGAAGUCCAAAUGGGGAUGGGGCACGGUUGCCAUCAUCCUCGGUGCCCUUGCUCUGUGCUUGGGAUUGAAGAGAAAGAGAGAAAGAGAGCAUGACGACGACAAGACCGAGUCCUCCUACCCAAGCUCGUAUUAUUACUAUUCCGACUACUACUCAGGCACAGGGACAGAAGCUAUGACCGACGAACUCGAGACUCACGACGAUCGCGACCACCUCGCAGUCGCUCUCGCCGUGGAUGAUAGUUAA